Arabidopsis lyrata subsp. lyrata is the source of this 1172-nucleotide messenger RNA. RefSeq names its product cysteine-rich repeat secretory protein 57. The coding region runs from base 135 to 989 and encodes 284 amino acids. The record is from RefSeq and is a predicted model, not a curated record. Lineage: Eukaryota; Viridiplantae; Streptophyta; Magnoliopsida; Brassicales; Brassicaceae. The transcript has 2 exons.
AAAAAACAAAGACCAAUCUAAAAGAUAACAAAGACCCAUGUUAAAUCAACGACCUCUCUCUAAUCUCUCUAUAUAUAAUCUUUUCUUCUUCUUCUUCUCUUUUAUUUCAUAACCUCUAAAAAGACUAAAAUAACAUGGAAGCAACAAAGAAACUCUUUGUUCUCCUCUGCCUCUUUCUCACCAUUAACCAAGCUAUCUCUGAAUCCGAGCACAUGGCGACUUUCUGCAACGAAUCAUCCGGAAACUUCACUAGCAACACAACUUACAACAAAAAUCUCAACACUCUUCUCUCUACUCUUAGCAACCAAUCAUCAUUCGCUAACUACUAUAAUCUCACGACCGGUCUAGCUUCAGACACAGUCCAUGGAAUGUUCUUAUGCACAGGAGACGUCAACAGAACAACAUGCAACGCCUGCGUCAAGAAGGCAACAAUCGAGAUUACCAAAAACUGCACUAACCAUCGAGAAGCAAUCAUUUACUACUUUGAUUGUAUGGUUCGAUACUCAGAUAAGUUCUUCCUCACGACCCUAGAGACCAAGCCUAGCAUUUGGUGGUCAUCUCACGAUUUAGUACCCAAAUCAUAUGGUAAAUUUGGACAGAGACUGUCUGAGAAAAUGGGAGAAGUUAUCGUUAGAUCAUCUUUGUUGUCUUCAUCGUUUUCGCCAUAUUAUCUUAUGGAUACAACUAGAUUCGAUAACUUGUAUGAUCUUGAGUCUAUUGUUCAGUGUAGUCCUCAUUUGGAUCCAACAAACUGCACCACAUGCCUGAAACUUGCGUUGCAAGAACUCACUGACUGCUGUGGUGAUCAGGUUUGGGCUUUCAUCUUCACUCCCAAAUGUUUAGUGAGUUUUGAUACCUCAACUUCAUCAUUGCCACCGCUUCCACCGCCAAGUCGCAGCGGUUCCUUCUCCAUUAGAGGAAAUAACAAAAUACUUGGGGGAAUGGCUCUUGCUGUGGCCGUUUGGGUGUUUGCAUUUUUGGGUUUAUGAUCGAUACAUAUAUUAGAAAAAACGUUUGUUUGAGUUUCGAUUUGGAAUUUUUUGCUAAGAGCAAAACAAAAAAACAUUGUUUCCGUUAAUUAUGCUUCAAUUUAUUUUCCUCUUUUGAUGUGGUGAUACAAUUCAGUUGUUGUAAGGAUCCUCUUUUUAUAAUGAUUUUGUGUUUUUAAUUCA